Molecule: messenger RNA, 4761 nt
Organism: Nematocida ausubeli
Lineage: Eukaryota; Fungi; Microsporidia
Exons: 1
Coding region: 1-4761 (1586 amino acids)
Source: RefSeq, a predicted model, not a curated record
AUGAAUUUUAAUUAUAUUUUUAGUUUUAUAUACGGAUUAAUGCUGACCUCGCUGGAAUUAUUCCAGCCACUGCAGGGCGUGCACCCGGAUGCAGUGAGUACGCAUACUAAUCUAUCAGGAAAUAGUCAGAUAUUCGGAAUAAAUGAAGAUACAAGGUAUUUUAGCAGAAAACUCCUUGAUAACCCGGCAAUCACGCCCGAGAUAACCGGAGAUAACCUGAUUAAAACUCGAAUAGCCAGAAGUACUGCAAGAAAACACCAUAACCCGCAUAAAUCCCAAUUUAAAUAUGGCACUGCAUAUAAUAUGACACUAAGCCAUGUUAAGCCAAUUAAGAAGACAUUCCAUAAGGCGCCCAUCAUAUUCCAAGAAUGGCUUUCCUUAACACACUCCACUAACGCGUGUGAGAAAUAUAUUUCAAAACCCGAUAUAACCCGAGAUAACCCGUUUAUUGUCUUGGAAGGCGAAAUAAACCAGCAGAACACUCCAGGGACCAUGAAUAUAUGGAAGAAAUACACAUCUGAUAAUAUUUCCAUAGAUAUCCCAGAAAACACACAAUAUCCCUAUAAGGGAAACCAUGUCCUUGUGAAUUCUUAUUUUUCGGGCUUGGGUCUAGUGAAAAUACCGUUAGAUGGGAUGGAAUAUAUUAUAAGUAAAUCAAAAGACCCUUCUACGCACAUUCUUACAGUAAUGGAUAAAGAAUCAACAAAAAACACCUUUCCCAUGAUCACUUCCUUUGUGAUUUCAGGUAAUUCUGUCUCUGCGCCUGAUUAUAUGGUGUCUAGUGACAAAAAUAACCCGUAUAUAAUUGUAGACACAUCUAAGACGCAAAUAUAUACGGGCCUAUGGGGCUGCUGUAAUAAGGUGCAUAUGACAGCCGUAGACCCAGUGUAUGUGCACACUAAGGCUGAAAAUCCGAAUCUACACCACAUAAAUACUACCCUAAUAGAAAGCACGAAUAAUUACUUCAACAGUAAGCAGGGCCAAGAAGAACCUAAUAUAUUGGUGCAGAGUACGUUUGAAUUAGACCUAAAUAAAACGGUUAUAAUUGAAGAGAUAAAAAAUAACGGAAAAACAGCAAUAAUUCAUUUUGUUGAAAUAUUCCCGUCUAAAGAUAGAGUUAUGAUAGGGAGAAUAGACUCUUAUACGCCUGCUACAAAGGGCAUAUUGAAAAAGCAUGAGAAAAGCCCGAUAAAUAGAAGGCACAGGGUGAGAAAAGGACAUUCUACUGUGACAAUAUACCAGACCCUUAUAAACCGCAUGAAAAUGACAGGACCAGAGAAUGAAGACUUAAUUAACAAUAUACGCAUAUACAUAAAUACAAUAUACACGAAUUAUAAGCCAUCUGAUUCUGGCUUUUACCCGGAGAUAAAUAAUUUGCAGGCAGUUAAUUUAAAGGGUUUUCGUAGAAUCACAAAAAGAAACAGUUUUAAAGCCUUCACUUACGAAUUUUUGCAUUCAAUCAAAGAAUACUCUUUUCUUUUGGAUAUUUAUAAUAAUAUGAAUAAUAAUAAUAAUCCAUUUAGGAAAAACCAGUUAAACUCGAAAACGCAUGACAGAGAGCAUCUGAAGGUGCUGCAAGGAAUUCUAUCAUCGUCUAAGGGUCUUAAGCCCAUAAAAAAGAUCUCAUCGAAUAAGAUCCCGGGAAAGCAGAGAUUCCCAGAAAUAAUUCACGACACGGAAUUCUUUACGCAAUAUUGUGAUGGCCUAUCAGAGAUAGAGGGUUAUGACACAAUAGGCUUCAAGAAUGCAUCACUCCCAAUGCAUGCGGAUAAGAUGUUCUUCUACCUUUCUGAUGGAAGCACAUUAAAUAAUCAUAAAUUAAUUGAAGACUGGUACAAGGUCAUGACCUAUGAUGUGUACCCAGACAAUAAUGAUUUAUAUAGUGACAGCCAUACUACAGAUGUACUAGGUACUAAAAAUAACGAAACAAAAUCAAAACCCGUUAUAACCCGAUCUAAACCUGAAUCAGACUACAGAAAAAAUAACCAGAAGUACACAAAUCUGCUAAGUGUCCAUGCAAGCUACAAGCUUAGCUCCAUUGUGAAUAAAAUGCGCACCUUGGAGAACCUUGACUUAGCACACACUUUAAUUAAGUCGCACAAGAUUGGCUCCAAAAUAUUCUCAAAACUCAUGAAGCCCUACAUUGUAAACGUACUUUCCUUCUACCAGAUGUCCAUGAACCUAAAAUACGACAGUUUCAGGCAGUUCGUCACACCAAUCACUGAAACCCUCCAGGAAUACGACUUUAAUGAGCUGACCGUUUUAUUAACGGACAAAUUAAAGGAUUUUAGUCUAUAUCAAGCUAGACCAGACCUUAGUGCGCCCAAACCUCAAAAUACCCAGAAGAAGAUCGCAAAAACCCGAGAUAACCCGAAGGGAAAGAGUGCCGCCAUAAUCCUCCAUAAAAUGGUCACAAUCAUACAUAAAACCAUUGGGGUAAUGGACUUGUUCUCAUCGCACUAUUUAAAGUACCUGUCUGCUGUGGCAAACCAAGUCAUAGACCCAAACUACAACAUAGAAAUGCAAAAACUAGAGAACAUGAAGGCAUCACUAAGAAAUGACAACCUAAUCACAUAUUUAUUAGUAGCAAAUAAUAUGGACAUAAACCACAACCUAAAAAUAGUCCUAACUGAAACACUUAUUCCCAUGCAGACUAACCUCUUAAUACUCGCAAAUAAUGCACUAAAUAUUAUCUCCAAGAAUAUAUAUGCACAGUUACACCGUAGAUCACCUGCAGACCAAGAAGACCUUCUUGUCUUCAUGGAGAUCAGCAAGAAUAUUUUACUGAAGGAAUGGAUGCACCAAGUAUCCGAAUAUUCUAACUCAAUUAAAAUAUUCAACCACCUGCAAGCAAGCAUAAUACAAGGAGACAAUAAUCCUUCUGAAACAGGAAAUAUUCUAACGGAUAAUUUACUAGAUAAAUAUAUGAAUAUAAGGGCAUCUGCAGUGACUAGUCCGAAAUUAUACGACUGGGAGCCUGUCCCUACUAUUGUUAUCUCUGAAGAUAAUCUUUCUUCAAAUAUAAAUAAGCGAGACCUAUUUAUGACUGAAUUAAAGGCAAAUAGUACCCGUAUAUAUAAUAGUCCAAUUAGUGAAUUUCUGCUGGAAUCAAUUAAGAAAACUGUGCAGUCAGAAGAAUGUGCAGAAUAUAAGGCAGAGAUACAGAGUGAUUUAAUUAAGCAAUAUGAAGAGCAGAUCAGUAAUGCACCAGAUACAGCAGGAAAGAUAAUAAAAAGGGUAACCAGAAAUAAUCCAUAUAUAAGCCAAGGCAGUCGUGUUCUAACUAGCCAUAUGUAUAAUGUGGGAGAAAUGCGGCAUGUCUAUAUAUUUAAGGAUUCACCACACGAUGAGAAACCAGCUGCAAGCGAGUCUACUACGACUAAGCCCAUACAGACUAAUUAUAACAGUGUUCCUGAUAAGACUAAAUAUAACAGUAAGACUAUUAGUAGCGAUAGCCUGCCUAAGGCCAAUCCUAACAGCAACUCACCCCAGCCUAAUUAUAACAGUAACCCAUCUAAGACUAAUUCUAACAGUAACCCUACUAUGACCAAGUCUAACAGUAACCCAUCCCAGCCUAAUUAUAAAAGUAAUCCAUCUAAGACAAAUUACAACAGUAAUCCUACUAUGAAUAAUCCUACUAGUAGCCCAAGUGCUGCUGUACUAAAUGUACUUCCUGUUAUACCACAGAGUAACCUAACACAUAGUGAAAUAUCUGGGGUAAUUGAUGAGUUAGUGGAUAGUUCUAUUAUGGAAAGACUAAGUGAAAGCAUUCUCACAGAUAUCAUGAGUUCUUCAAAUAUCACACUCCCUAUGCUAUUCCAUGUCCCUGCAUACGCAAAUGGAAAGUACAGGAUGUACAGUGAAAAUAAUCGAGUAAUUCCAACAAUCCUUCACUCUAUGAUCACUUUCUCUGGGAAGGUGCAGAAUUAUAAAGUGUCCCAGGAUGACACAAAUAUAUUCACAAAUGCAACUUACUAUAAUGAAGCCAAGAAAUAUGCAAUUAAUUUGUUCUCUGAUGUGACAAAUAGGAUACAGGCUGCAGCCACAUAUAUUGGUCCAGAAGAUAAACAGUUUAAUCUGAACAGAUAUAAAAUUGCGAAAGUAUUAGAGCAUCUGUAUACGAUUUACGAGAAAGAGAUUCAUGGCAUAUUCGAUGGAAUCCCUAAGGAAUCUAUUCCUAGGUGCAGUAUGGUGCUUCCCCCUGGGAUGUGCAUUAAAAUCCUUCAGAAAAAUAUUGCUAUAAUUAACAACAUAAAGGGCCACAUAAACAAUAUAAGUAAAUAUCAUAGUGAAUUGAAUACUCCUGCUAUUCUGGCUGAGAAACUGCAUAGUUCAAUUAUUCCUGUGCAUGUAACUAAAUUCUUAGAAUUCUUUGGGGAGAAAAACCCAAGCAAAAUGGAUGCAAAUAGUGACCUUUUACAGUCUUUAUUGCUUGUGUAUAAUAACCCGGAUAAUCAAAAUAUUAUAAAGUUCUUUGAGUCUACAGAUUACAACAUUAGUAAAGGCCAGGAGAAAAUCGAAGCAUUUUUAAUGUUCUUUUAUCACCUGCAUGGGAAAACCCUAGCAGAACUGCAUGCAAAAAUGAUGGAGAAGAGUCUUUGUGUUGAAGACAAGCUCUCUUAUAACUAUGGGAAGAAUAAUGAAGAAUUUAUUAAUUUGGAUAAUAUAAAGAACCAUGCAGAACUAAUUAGUAAAAAUGUCAAUGAACUCUCAGCGAAUAUUAGAAGGAAGAUAGAAUCAGAUCGAUCAGUAAAUGAUUGA